Triplophysa dalaica is the source of this 2349-nucleotide messenger RNA. RefSeq names its product immunity-related GTPase family, q1 (gene irgq1). Gene Ontology annotation, cellular component: membrane. The transcript has 3 exons. Gene Ontology annotation, molecular function: GTP binding. Bases 62 to 1501 code for a protein of 479 amino acids. The record is from RefSeq and is a predicted model, not a curated record. NCBI's taxonomy places the organism in Eukaryota, Metazoa, Chordata, Actinopteri, Cypriniformes, Nemacheilidae.
UCUCAAUCUGUCAACUGCUUUCGCUUCCGUGUAAACUGAAACUGGCACCGAAGGCAGUGCAAUGGCUGGAUUUAACAAGCCAGAAAAAAUUCCAGAAGAUUGCAUUGGGAAAAUCAAGGAGCUGUUUGCCGCUGAAAACCCUGCACAAAUUGCGCAAAAGAUUGCUAAGCUUUUGCAGCUAUAUGGCUGUUUUAAGAUAGAUAUCGCUGUGACUGGAGAGUCUGGUUCUGGAAAGUCUUCUCUCAUCAAUGUAUUCCUAGGACUGCAUCCUGAUGAUGUCGGGGCAGCUCAGACCGGAGUAACGGAAACCACAAUGAGAGCAACUCAUUUUCAGCAUCCAAAUGUCCCCCAGUUCAGACUGUGGGAUCUUCCAGGCAUGGGCACACCCACCUUUAAUUCAAAUAGUUAUGUAAAGGAAAUGAACCUUGACAUAUAUGACAUGUUUAUAGUAGUCAUAUCUGAGAGAGUCAGAGAAAACAACAUUCUUUUGGUUGAUACAAUUUCGCAACAAAAGAAGCCGUUUUAUGUUAUCAGAACCAAAAUCGAUAAUGAUAUGCGGUCCCAGAGACGGAAACGUAACUUCUCUGAAGAAAAUGCAUUGAAUAAAAUGAAAGAGGACUGUGAGAAGUAUUUGAAGGAGAAGAACCUGGACUGCCACGUGUUCCUAGUUUCAGCACACGAGCCAUUGAAUUAUGACAUGCCGAAGCUCAUGGACACUUUCAAGACUGAGGUUCCUCAAAUUAGGGCUGAAUUGUUUGUAAGUUUCCUGGACAAAAUAUUUCAUCGUUGGUUUACAGCAGGGAAUGCUACACUACAUGCCAAAAACACUGGAAAAAUACAAGCUGAAGAUAUUGCAAACUUACACAGUAUGUAUAAAGAGACAGGCUUUGGAGCUGUGAAAGUCAAAGCAGUCUUGGACGCCCUGAAUCACUUUCAGCUGGAUGUUGCAGUUUUGGGUGAGACGGGGUCUGGAACAUCUACUCUUGUAAAUGCCUUAACUAGAAUUGAGAAAGACAUGUAUGGUGCAGCAUCAGAGUUCAUCGGCAACCCAGCAGUGAGUUCUGAAUACAGAGGUGUCCGGUUCUGGGACAUAUCUGGCGUAGAAGGAUUCAUGGCCUCAAUGUAUGAGAUGAAACAAGAUUUGCGUAAUCAUGACUUCUUCAUCAUUGUCGUAUCAGACUGGAAGGAAGCACGGCAUAUAAAACUAGCCAAAACUGUCAUUGAGUUACGGAGGCGUUUCCUUUUGGUCCAGACAAAAAUCGACUGUCAUCUACAGGGUCAAGGAGAUCAAUGCUGUACUGAGAGCGAAAUACUUGAUGGGCUUCGGGCACAGUAUACCAGAGAACUUCAGAGGGCAAACCUGCAGGAACUGCAGAUUUUUCUCAUCAACAGCCUCGACAGAGAUGGACAGGACUUUACGUAUUUGGAGAGUGCACUGGCCUUUGAACUCAACGAAAUCAGGACCAUCGCAUUUGCACAUUACAUAGCAAAACUACUCUGAAAAAAGUAACAGCCCAGAAACAUGUCCUAGUAACAUGGCCUGGUAAACUACCAAACCUGGUUAGGGUGUUGACAAAAUGUUAAAGUCGAUUUGGUUAAGUGUCUUUCAAAUCAAAAAUUGUAAAUGUACAUGCAUGAUACCAUGAAGUGCUUUAAAAUGAUUUAAUUUCUUAUCUCAUCACACUAUUUAAAGUUCAUUGUUAUGUGUUUUACUUUCUUUUAAUGCCAAUGAGAAAGAUAUUAGCAUUUUGAUCUUAGAACUGGAAUGUGAUUUAAUGCAUUAAUGUGAAAGGGAUUUGCAAAUAAUCCAUACGUAUGUAAUAUAUACUGUACAGUACACUACUAUUCAAAAGUUUAGGGUCCCUUUGUAAGUGAAGUCUCUUGAACUUGAAAGCUUCUGUAAAAGAAAAAAGUAUAUAAAAUAAUGAAAUGUCAGAGAUGUCAGUUAAAAUGGUUUGUGUGUUGUUGGUUGACUGAUGUUAAUGCAUAUUUUGAUUCCUGUCAACCCUUUAUCCCAUCAACAAUUAAAGAAAAAAGCCCCAAAAUGUGUUUGUUGCUGGCAUGAGGUGGCAAAUUUCUUGAUGUUCUUUUAAGUUGUGACACUACAUAUAAUGACAAUAUAAAGGAUCACCAUGUAAUCUUUCUAUUAGAGGGUGUUUGUUGAUGCCUUUUGAAUUAAAUGUAUUAUUUAUUUUAUAGAUAUUGACCUAAACAGAGUUCUUAAACACGAUGUGAAAACUCCCUUAUUAUCAUCACUAUAUGGGGUGCACUCUUUUCAUGUUGUUUGUUCAAAUUAACUGUUAAGUUCAUCUUUAAAGCUGAUGUAAUAUAAAUUGUGUGUUGAAAUGA